AUGGGGCUCGCAUUUCAGAUUUCUAUCCCCGUCACUCGUGCUACUCCAUGUGUCCGGCGUGCUGCCUUAGACAGAAAGCAUGAGCGUCGCCCCCGUGCCUCCGUCGCGCGGGCCUCAAACCUUACAUCCUCCAAGAAAACGCCCGCGCCGCUUCCGGAAGCCGUCGAUGCCGUUUUCAUCGGCUCCGGCAUGGGGGCCCUAACUGCUGCUGCCGACCUCGCCUCGAAAGGCGCAUCUGUUGCCGUGCUGGAGAGCUAUAUAAUCCCCGGAGGCUCCUCAGGAUGGUUUGAACGGAAGGGCUUUCGCUUCGAUGCCGGCGCCUCUAUGAUCUUCGGUUUCGGCGAGCGCGGGACAACUAACUUGCUCACGCGAGCUCUGGCAACGGUGGGGAAGCGUAUAGAAACGGUGCCUGAUGCCGUGCAAGUCAGGUAUCAUUUGCCUGAUGAGCUUGAUAUCAAGGUGCAUCGGGAAUAUGACGAGUUUUUGGCGGGGCUCAUUAAGAGGUUUCCGCAUGAAGAAAAGGGGAUUCGGAAGUUUUAUGGUGCCUGUUGGAGCGUGUUCAAUUCAUUGAAUUGCAUGCCGUUAAAGUCAUUGGAGGAGCCCAAUUACUUGCUCCAGGUAUUCGCGGCUCAUCCGAUUGCGUGUCUCAACUUGCUGAGAUUCAUUGGACGAAACGCCGGGGAUAUUGCUCGUGAUCACAUAAAAGAUGAGACGUUGCUCAACUUUAUCGACAUGGAAUGCUACUCAUGGAGCGUUGUACCGGCCGACCUGACUCCGAUGAUCAACGCCGGUAUGGUAUUUUCGGAUCGCCACUACGGCGGGAUCAACUACCCAGUGGGUGGUGUCGGGCGCAUUUCUGAGGAGAUUGUCGCUGGCAUCGAAGAGUGCGAUGGCUGUUCUGUACAUUUCCGGACAAGAGUGUCAAAAAUUCUCUUUGACAGCAUGGGGGCUGCUUGCGGGGUGAAACUCGUCAAUGGUCGUACUGUGUCUGCCAAAGUCGUGAUAAGCAAUGCGACGCGUUGGGACACGUUUGGGGAGAAAGGGCUCGUAGAGGCGGAACGCGUUCCACCAUCGGAGGAGCGUUUUCGCGAACGGUACGUCAAAAGCCCAAGUUUUUGUUCUUUGCAUAUGGCCGUCAGGGAGAAGGAUUUGCAGGUGGGCAUGUCAGAAGAGCAAGGCAUGGAUUGCCACCAUAUUAUGCUGGAUGACUGGGAUGAGAUAGAAACCGCCAGGGAUGGCAAGGGCACUCUUUUCGUUUCUAUACCUACAGUGCUGGAUAAGUCUUUGGCCCCACCUGGGAUGCAUAUUUUCCAUGUCUUCACCCCGAGCUGGGUGGAUGAAUGGGAGGGGCUGUCACCCAAGGAAUAUCGGGCAAAAAAGGAAGCCAUGCUGGAAACAGUUGUAGCUCGACUCGAGAAGAAAUUAUUUCCGGGACUGAAGAGUGCAAUAGAAUUCUCAGAGGUCGGGUCGGCGAGAACACAUCGGAGAUAUCUCGGCCGUGUGGACGGUUCUUAUGGACCGGUAGCCAAGAAGAAGCUUCGCGGUCUCUUGAGCAUGCCAUUCAAUCGGACGGACGUUGAUAAGCUGUACUGCGUAGGAGACUCGACGUUCCCAGGCCAAGGGCUCAACGCAACUGCUUUUUCGGGGUUUGCCUGUGCCCAUCGCGUCGCCGCUGAUCUGGGUAUUAUCGGAAGCUUGCCUGGACCAAUUGACAGAUUUCUCACUGAUUUGCUUUCUCGACAGCGGCUGAAACUAUAG
This is a messenger RNA of Chondrus crispus (carragheen), 1758 nucleotides long. RefSeq names its product Carotene isomerase. Gene Ontology annotation, molecular function: carotenoid isomerase activity; oxidoreductase activity. The transcript has a single exon. The coding region runs from base 1 to 1758 and encodes 585 amino acids. The record is from RefSeq and is a predicted model, not a curated record. Lineage: Eukaryota; Rhodophyta; Florideophyceae; Gigartinales; Gigartinaceae. Gene Ontology annotation, biological process: carotenoid biosynthetic process.